GAUCGUCAUGAGCGAAAAAGAUCCGGUUACAAAUGCACAUGCAUAUGUACAUACAUACAUACAAACAUAACAAUAAAUAUUCGACUUGCCUCCCAUUGGUAACUCAAAAAGAAGCUUUUGACUCUCUACUCUUACAAUGACGAUGGAAGUAAAGUUUCAAGCUGCGGAGAUCAAUGUUGUGAAAGCGUUUGCGCUCGCUGCGGUGUUUGUUGUCUACGUACUCAACUCAAAUAAAAAAAGAAAACAGAAAGCGAUUUUUGCAAAGUUACAAAAACAACAGUCUUAAAAGUUAUAGACCUAGCGAUAUUGCCAUAAAUUAUCAAUAUGCAUAUUACUGCACUUUACUUGAGUUAUUAAACAGUUCAUUUGUUUAUGCAUAUUUAUGCAUAUGUAUACAUGGGCAAAUACAACUCCAGUGGCCCUUCCGAAUAAAAUGAAAUAUAAAAAAUGGGGAAUUCGGGAAGUGCUCAUAAUAUAAAUAGCGAAAGAUCGGCUAUACAUCGAAAUUCGCACUUUCAAACACGAUUUGAGCAUCUAAGCCAGAAUUCACGUCGUCAGUUUCAAUGGAGCAAAUCUGGCUUAAGAUCUACUUCCCUAAAUCCUCAACGAAGCAUAAACCCUGAAUGGAGAAGAUCGUAUCCGUCUACUAUCAUGAAAAGAGAUUCGAACUGUCCGCUAGAAACGCCGCUUAAAGUGUUGCCUGAAUUGGAUAAGCGUCUGCAUCUGCGAGCUACUUCAAAUGGUGCAAUAUUAAAUUCCGGGGGUACGAUAAGUGGCCGGAAACAAAAUGAGAAUCUGCCCCAAAACAUUCCAAAUUUACUCAGUCAACGAUCCAAAACGUUUAUAAUCGAAAAUGUGAAAGAUAGAACCUCAGGCAUAAAUGAAAAAAUUGAUACAAAGCCCGAAUUCGCACGAUCACAAACCCUACUUUACAUCAAGGGUAAGAUCAAAGAUUCCGACCUUAAUGCCAAUGAGUCAAAUCUGUCUCGGAUGCAAAGACACACGUAUUCAGAACCUGAGCUCAUUAACAAAAUAAGUUCACCAGUCACAAUAAGUAAUACUCAAGAGCCUCCCCUAAAGCCCAGCAGUCGAAACAAGUAUUCAAAAAAGAGAAGAGCUCCUGAAGUACCCCAAGCGAACAUUACAGCUAGACCAUUUAUACCGAGCAACAAGGACGUCCUGCGAAAUACUCAAAUUAUAAAAGAUAAUGCCAAACCCAUGCAUUAUGCAAAAAACUCAGAGCGCAAACAAACAUUAAAGUCGGCGCAGAACCAAGACGAUGCAUUGAAAAGAGAUAAUGAGAACAGGAAAAGCAUAAAAGAAAGAAGCUUUCAAAGUAAAAGUAAUUCAACUGAAGGUUCUAAGAUCCCCUUUCGGCGAGAAAAGAGUUCUGAUGCGAUUCUGUUAAGAAGUCGAAAACCAGAUCAGCCCGAUACUUCGAAGAACACGCCGUUGCGUAAUGGAUAUCAAAUCAAAAAUAGUCCUCCUGUAGUCAAGAAUUCAACUCAAAAAGAGAAGUUGGAAAACGAAGUUGUUUCUGCCCCGGAUAAAGGUUGUCAGCGUACUUUUUAUUUUGGCAUGGAAAUCGAUAGCCCUGUCGAUUUUAAACAGUCGGCAAAUACGGUUGACGAAAAACUCCAGAGUGACUCAUUGCCAAUGAUUGCCAACUAUGACAUUGAAUAUAGGGAGACGACGCGUCUGGAGGAGAGUUUGAAUGACAAUGGCCUACUUGUGCGAAUUCGGCCGACCCUGCCGCGUCGCCAAGUGGAGACACCCUCGUUCAGUCCCAUGUUGGCUUGGCGUUCCCUAAUCGAACAACAAGAUGGCAUAGAUAAAUUACAAAUAUCGAAAAGCAUAAAUCAUAAUUGUUGCAUGCCUGCCAGUGAGACGCCUAUUCAGCCCCAACGAACAUUACAAAUUAGACAGCUCUCCAGGCCGAACCACUUGCUCACAACGUGGACUCCUGAACAGGAUCUGGGCGAUGAACAUGAUGACAAGCUCAAGGGGCUUAGUACAGAAGAUGACUCCAGCUCGGAUGAGUAUCGGUCUAAAUGCGAAGAGGAUGGUUUUCUAUUCUAUGGUAGCAAGAAGAAGAAUGUAAUCCCCGAUAAAGUUACGCCCGUUCACACAUUCAGUCUCUCGCUUCCAAGGGACUCGCAUAUACAACAUACUCGUAGCAUCGGAAAUUUAAACACAGGCGAAGUUUGUAUUUACAAGAGCCUGCAGAAAGCCAAGCCCGAAAAUUAUGUAAAGGGCACCGAGCCGUCCUCUUAUAACCAAAGAAACUCAAGUUCGCAUGCUCAACUAGAAAAUAAUUGUGUUACCAAUUUCGAAUGCUCCAAUAAUUGGAUGCUUCAUAAAAAUAUUAGUGGAACGGAGCUUUAUACGAAGAGUCUGGAACAUGGUGGUAAAAGGCAAAGGCUGGUUUCCGUGGAGCCGCAAUCGAUUAAAUUUCUAACUGGUGGAAAGCAUGUAAUGUACCUACCAGGCAGCCACGAUCAACCAAGUCCAUUGAAAGCCCAUCCAACUGAACCUCAAGACAAUAUGCUGCCAGCCAAAACAAGUCGUCACUUCAAAAGUAGACAGCGACAUAUGCCUCAAAGCCUGCAAGACAAAACACCAAUUUUUCCAAUAAAGUCUAACAACGAGGAGGCUCUUAAAUUGGACGAUGAAAAGCCAUUUCAUCAACGUUUCUUAUUUAAUAAUCCCGUACGCUUGUUGGAAAAGAAAUUGCAUGCAGAUAAAUCUGUGAAACCCGCUAAACUUAAAAUGUCACUAGAUGGGCAACUUGAAGCGCUAAAAAAGGUUGAGGAAGAUUUUCAACGAAACCGCGCUAACGAGAAAGAGAACAUACAGCAUCAAUUGCGACUUUACUUUGGUACAGAUGACGAACAGUACCACAGCUUGCCAAUAGCUCCAGUGCUUGAUAGAUUUUCAGCUAUUAAUCUCAAUGACACGGAUAAUAAAUUAUAUCGUCGUGAUGAUCCCGAUGGUUGCGUAUCAAAUGUCGUCCUUGAAAAUGAAGAACAAACGAUAACAUUUGGUUCGAAAAAUAUUUUAACCUAGAUUUGUAGACAUAUUCUUACAUCAAUUUUAAUACAU
Molecule: messenger RNA, 3102 nt
Organism: Drosophila montana
Lineage: Eukaryota; Metazoa; Arthropoda; Insecta; Diptera; Drosophilidae
Exons: 6
Coding region: 448-3066 (872 amino acids)
Source: RefSeq, a predicted model, not a curated record